Pantherophis guttatus is the source of this 1413-nucleotide messenger RNA. Lineage: Eukaryota; Metazoa; Chordata; Lepidosauria; Squamata; Colubridae. The record is from RefSeq and is a predicted model, not a curated record.
GAACUCAGAGUUGCUAGCCUGAUGCUACACCAAACUGGCUGUUCUCAACCACUACACCAAAUGAUACUUGGACAUAAAGAAACUCUCAUGGAGGCAGCAGCCACAAAAGAUAAGAUGGCCGUGCAUCCCAAUGACACAGAAAAGCCAAAAUCUUGCAGGGAGAAGUUUCUUCAAGCAUGGAAUGAAAAGCUGAAACUCCAGCCAUGUCCCAUAUUGUAUUCUCAAACACUAGCAUCUCAGUCAGCAGUUGAUAUUUCUGUCCAGGAAAUGCGAAUAAGGAACAAGGCCCUGUCAGAUUUACAAACAAGGGCCUCAUUGCAACAUAAUGAAAACGCCGUUUAUUUUGUGAAAGUAAUGCCUUUUCCUCCAGAGCAAAUGCAUCCAACUCCUGGGGAUGUAUGUGUAGGUGAACACUGCCCACAGCAAGAUGCUAUGGCAUCUUGGAAUAGCAACCAUGAUGCUAUAGACAAGAAGGUGCCAAGUGGAUCCAUGACAAGUGUUGAAGAGGAACUCCUACAGAUUUGUGUUUCUGAUUUACUGAUGGAGUCUCCAGCACGGAAGAGGCCCAGAUUGUUGCCACCUCACCGAAAGAUGCAUGUGGAAGUAUGGAAGAAAGAGGCUUCACCCCCAUUGCAGGAGCAUGCAAGAAAUCCAGUCCCAUUGGCAUACAAUCACCUGGUAGAUACCAUGUCAAUGACCAAUCUUGCUGACCUCCCUGAAGUAGAAUCUUUUUAUCGCAGAUUUAAUCCUAAAUUAAAACAAAGUUGUGAUAGGAAGAACAGUCCAAUCCAGUCAGGAACCGAUGGCUUUUUGCUUGUCAGGAACACAGACGUUUCUACCUCUCAAGAGGCUGAAGGAAGAAUUGCCAAGCAACAUCAGCAACUGAGCUUGAAGAGAAGUUCUCCUUUACCUGAUCUUAUGGUGGCAAACCUAGAAUCCAUGAACUCUCAAAAUAUCCACUUGCCACCAAAGAAACGAUACACUCAUGGCUGUCUCUAAGAGAUUUGCGGCUAAGUUGCCUGCCAUUUUAUUCUAGAUGUGCCUAAGACCAAAGCUUUUAACAAAUCUUCCAAAUAAUAACCAUAAAUGAAUAUAUAUUAGAUAUUUUACAGUGCUUAGUGUAAGAUGUUACUUUUGUAUUUUUGAAAUAAUUUUUUUGAAGGAUGUAAUUGAACUUGUUUUUCACUAAUUCUUAGUAACUUUAGAAAUAGGAUAUUAUUUUCUCCCCUUUCCACCUGCCAAAACAAGAUACUUUGAAAAACACUUCUGUCCGCAGUGUGGCUCCAUCAGCAAUGAAAUUGGAUGGUCCAUUUUUACAUGCUCACAAACAGGAAUUAUUUCAGAGUGAGAGGGAUAUUGUAGAAAUGUAGGAUGUCACUACUUUGUGUACAUAAAAUGUGACACAAUCACGUA